Messenger RNA from Solanum stenotomum, 1217 nucleotides. Its product is annotated as vacuolar protein sorting-associated protein 32 homolog 2-like. Lineage: Eukaryota; Viridiplantae; Streptophyta; Magnoliopsida; Solanales; Solanaceae. The record is from RefSeq and is a predicted model, not a curated record. Gene Ontology annotation, biological process: vesicle budding from membrane; late endosome to vacuole transport via multivesicular body sorting pathway. The transcript is spliced from 8 exons. Bases 238 to 888 code for a protein of 216 amino acids. Gene Ontology annotation, cellular component: cytoplasmic side of plasma membrane; ESCRT III complex; multivesicular body.
AAAAUUCCAUUGGUCUGUCAGCGCACAGCACUGACGUCUCUUCCACAUGAGCAAUCUUCUGCCAAAAAGAUCCAACCUUAAAAUUUGUUGAGAAAUUUCUCAGAUCAUUACCAACUUCAAAGGUCAAAACCCGAUUGAUUCCAAUUAUUCAAAAACCCUUCAAAUUUUCUCAGGGUUUAAAUAAUUUUGAUUUUUUGAAGCUUUUUUGUAUUAUAAUUGUUGCUGACAAAAUCAAGAAUGUUUACCCGAAUGUUUGGAAAACCUAAACAAGAAACAAAUGCUCUAGCUACGCUAGACAAGUUAAACGAGACUCUUGAGAUGCUUGAGAAAAAGGAGAAGGUUUUACUGAAGAAGGCUGCAGCUGAGGUUGAAAAAGCAAAGGAAUUUACUAGAGCAAAAAACAAAAGGGCUGCAAUACAAUGUUUGAAAAGGAAAAGGCUUUAUGAGCAGCAAAUCGAGCAGCUUGGAAACUUCCAAUUGCGUAUUCAUGAUCAGAUGAUAAUGUUAGAAGGUGCAAAAGCCACAACGGAGACUGUUGAUGCUUUAAGAACUGGAGCAGCUGCAAUGAAAGCUAUGCAAAAGGCAACGAAUAUUGACGAUGUCGACAAAACAAUGGAUGAGAUCAAUGAGCAGACUGAGAAUAUGAAAUUAAUUCAGGAAGCAUUGUCAACACCAAUUGGUUCAGCUGCUGAUUUUGAUGAAGAUGAAUUGGAGGCAGAACUUGAAGAACUGGAGGGGGCUGAGUUGGAGGAACAGCUCCUUCAGCCUGCUACAACUGCUCCUAAUGCGCCAAUUAAUCUACCUGCUGGCAGGCAACAAGUGCGUCCUGCUGCUCAGAAGACGGAAGAAGAUGAGCUUGCCGCUUUGCAGGCUGAAAUGGCUCUUUGAACAGUUCUUGUUGCCUCCCACGAGACAGCGUAAAGGCUUGAUGUAUUCUUAUGGUGGAUGGAUAUACCUUUGGAGCUUUGAAUUCUUAUGGAUGCAUGCAGGAUCAGAAGUUACUGUAUAAAUGACAGCAGAUGAUGAGUUUACAUUCUGUGUGAAGUUGAAGUGGGAAAAAGCAUGCUACUUUCGUGUGAAUUAUCAAAAAGAUGUUCUAAGAUACUUUUAAAUGAAUUUUCAAGAUUUGGUUGUUUACAUUAUUAUGGUCAGAAAACCUUCUAUAUAUACAAGCACUUAAUUCAGGUGAGUGAAAAGUACCAGUGUUAAAAGUUUAA